Molecule: messenger RNA, 1161 nt
Organism: Trametes versicolor FP-101664 SS1
Lineage: Eukaryota; Fungi; Basidiomycota; Agaricomycetes; Polyporales; Polyporaceae
Exons: 8
Coding region: 1-1161 (386 amino acids)
Source: RefSeq, a predicted model, not a curated record
AUGGUGUCCAAUGUAGCCGCGAAGGAUUUUGGGGACGAUGCAGGUACAAGCACCCCGUCCGGACCAGCGCGCGAGCGACCGCCGUCCGACCCGUGUCUGCCUGCUCGUCUGCCCACCUCCGGCUUCAUUCAGCGUGAAGCGAGUCAGGUCGCCCCUAAAUCCCUCGAAGCUGAGCUUGAGCGCAUUCGUAAGGCGUUGGAGAUACCGCCAGCGCCAACUCUCCAGGAGGCAGAGAAGUCAGCACCGAGCUCGCCGACUGCCAGUCCGAAAGCGAAGCGGAAGUCCUUUCUGGAGGCUCUGCCAUCCGCGUUUGCAGCGGCGAAGAUGCUCCGGACGGCUUCGCAAAGCAAGGGAAACCAUGCUUGGAAGGCUCCCGAGCCUUACGAAAUCAUGCGCGCCAUUGAGAGGCGGGAUAUCAUGUUUAUCAUGGAGGUCCGCGACCGCUCGUUCGAGAGUUUGAUCGUGAAAUCCGGAGAUGUGACGCCGCUCAUACACGCCAUGCGAAUAGAGCACACGGACAUGGCCAUCAUCUUGCUAGGCGCUUUCUCCCGAUAUAUCAACAACCUGCAAGACGAGGACGUCGAGAAACCGGAGACGAAGAAGUUCCUCAAGAUGCUGCGUAAGCGAUUUAAUCUCAAGACCGCGAUCGACUACGGCCUCCAGAAGCAACAGAAGGACCUCAUCGCGUCGUUCUUGCAGACCCUCAUCAUGAGCGAGGGUGACUCGUGGGUUAAGCUGCAGACCGCGGACGUCGCUGUCGCCUUGCGGGAAGGAACGGCGGGCAAGCCGGUGCACACGGCGGCAGACGCUGUGCGAAGCUUCGCCACGAAGAGUCUCGGCCAGGCCCACUUCAUUGCGUCGUUAGAAGACUAUGUCGCCAACGCCACCGCAGACCUUGUGAUGAUGGCAGCGUGGUCGUCAGCCCUGCAGUUUAUACAGGGAGAGCCGUUACCGUCAUACUACUUUGCGAGAGACGAUCGUGUCUAUAGGGCGCUCGUCGAACGGUUAGACAAGCAUAAUGAUGCCAUUCAGUCGAAGGUGGGACGGCGGUUACGGUGGCAGUUGAGGGUGCUGCGGACCCAGCUGGAGGGGCGGGCAAGAACUUACCGUAGUAAGGUCGAGUCUUUGGCCAAAGAGCUUGACGAAGGCGAAGGCAUUUGA